CACGAGCCACAUAUUUUAAGUACAUACAUAUCUAAGUAUAGACGCUAAUACCGAUACGGCCAAUUAAGCGACUCCCACACUCGACCAUUUGCGCCUGUGAACUUUUCGAAAUCGUACAAGGUCGUCACGAUAGAGCAGCUAGGUACUCUGGACCAUUGAACCCUCCUCAUCCCCGCGAAUCUCACGAUCUCGACCUUCAUACAAAAUGGCCACCAAUAACGUCUCCGCAGACCUCGUCUGGGAACUUGUCCGCAGCAACAACUCCUACCUCGUCAAGCGCAAGGAGUCUGGCGGCAUUCAGUUCUCCCGCGACCCUCUUAACUUGACCAACCUCCACAGCCGCAAGUAUGCCGGAUUCGUGAACACCAAGGCUAUCGGCGUCCAGCCCGCGGAGAAGAACGGCGUUAAGGUCAUCAGCAAGAAGGAGUCGGCUGUUCAGCAGCCUGCUAAGUCUACCACUGAGGUCACCCACAGCGGCGGCCAGGCUACACGGAAGAUCUACAAGACCGUUGCCAACAAGACUGCCAAGUCCGGCUACCGACCCGACCUCCGCGAGGCCGCCGUCUCCCGCGUCUCUGCCGUCCGCCAGUCCCAGCGGGAACCCAAGCCCACCCCCGAGAAGAAGCCUCGAGGCGCCAAGGCUAAGAAGGCUGCCGCCGCGGAGUCGUAAGCUCCUUAUAGACAAGGAGAGGGGAUGGAUGGAAUAACUAGGUAACGACUACAGAGAUAAGGCCGGCCGGUAAAUAAGGCAUAUGCAUUUUUAAUAGUCAAUCCAAAUUCCAAAGGCGUCUGAGGAAAGAAAUCCUUCAACGAAAAAUGCUUCCUAUUUUGUGUGAUUCGAAACUUAUCUCGCAUGCUUCCCGGCACACAU
Daldinia decipiens is the source of this 871-nucleotide messenger RNA. RefSeq names its product ribosomal L28e family protein. Lineage: Eukaryota; Fungi; Ascomycota; Sordariomycetes; Xylariales; Hypoxylaceae. Gene Ontology annotation, cellular component: cytosolic large ribosomal subunit; ribosome. The transcript is spliced from 5 exons. Gene Ontology annotation, biological process: translation. The record is from RefSeq and is a predicted model, not a curated record. Gene Ontology annotation, molecular function: structural constituent of ribosome. The coding region runs from base 206 to 670 and encodes 154 amino acids.